UGACCGGCAAACGCAGUCCUGUGUGAUGACGUCACGACGCUCGUCUUUCCUUCAUAUUCCGAAUACAGUACUGAUUUAACUGUUAGCCAAUCAGAAACGCUUUGGGGGGCUGGACCUGUCGGAAGUGACCAAUCACAAGCUCUCAGCCCAGGAACAUGCCCGGACAUGAGAGCGGAGAAGCCAGUACUGUAACACGUGGUGAGCGGCUGUAGUAUCGGCCGGGGAGCGGUGGGCACUGGACAGCCUUUCUACGAAAUGGAAAGCUUGACUUCCACUGGUCUCUUCCACGGCAUUCCUCAAAGUAGUCCCUACAUGAAAGCUCCUCAAACAGUUAUACCUGGGCAUGAACAUAAAGAUAGACGUGGCAGAAGGAGCAGAAAGCAUCAGCGCUUCUUGUUACGCAAAGCUUUUCUACAGGAACGUGGUCUACUAAGAAAAAACAAAUCUGAAAAACGCUCGUUCUCCAUCCAUGAUGACUGUGGCUCUUCAGGUUGUCCACAGGGAGCUGAAGAUAUCCUGUCUGAAAAACUAGAUGAGAUCAAUGCUACAUUGGGUGCUUUGCCACCAAAAGCUACCAUGUCCUCUGUAUGUUCUCCUCCAUGUGACUAUGAUAGUGGCUUGUCCAUGGCAGGCAGCUCUCCGUCUAGUAGAGCUUCUUCACCUGUUUCCUGGCUAAAACCCGGCAAGUGUGUUGCUGUUGAUUGUGAAAUGGUUGGUACUGGUCCUGGUGGGAGGAUCAGUGAGUUGGCGCGCUGCUCUGUGAUCAACUAUCGGGGAGAUGUUAUAUAUGAUAAAUAUAUUAAACCGGAGCUGCCAGUAAUGGACUACAGGACACGCUGGAGUGGCAUUACAAGAAAACAUCUGAAAAAUGCUAUUUCAUUCAAGACUGCUCAGAAAGAGAUCCUGAUGCUUCUCAAGGGUAAAAGAGUGAUUGGACAUGCACUACACAACGAUUUCAGAGCUCUAAAAUAUUUGCAUCCCUUGGUCCAAACUAGAGACACCAGUGAAAUGACUUUACUUAACCACCUAGCAGGACUUCCACCAAAUGCACAAGCUUCCUUGAAAACCUUAGCAUUCAAUAUCCUCCAGAAAAGGAUACAGGUUGGUGUGAAGGGCCACUCGUCAGUUGAAGACGCACAGACAUGCAUGGAGCUAUAUAAGUUGGUGGAGGAGCAGGUGGAACAAGAUCUCCUGAGUAGCUCCCAGAUGAGUGACUGCAGUAACGGAGAUGAAGACUACACCACAUGUAACCAGUACAUGGAUGAUCAGUACUGGCCCUCUGAUCUAAAUGAAGACUGUAAAUGAAUGGACUAAGCUAUUGGACUAGAUUGACGACCUGUCACUAUGCCUGACGUGUCUGUUUUAGUAGAUAAUAAUAUUAAUGAGGAAAUUAUUGUAUUCUGCAUGGAAUGACAAUUCUGCAUCUUUUGUUAGAACUCUGCGUAGUGCCAUUCCUCUGUUAAUCCUACUGGAAAUUGAUCAUACACUGACAAGUGGGUGCUUCUAGUUAGAAGUGUGUCCCUAUACUAUCUUACAGUAUCCAGUCAGGGGUGACUGUAUUACACUGUCGGGACACACCCCUUUGACAUAGGGAUAUUGUCCCACCCAGUUGUCAAUUUGUGUAUACAUUUCUAAGAGGAAUAACAGAGGAACAGCUUAACAAAGAACGCUAAGAGAAGAUGAUCCAAAAUUGUUAUAAUAUGGGGACCACAACGAUUUACUAAAAGACAGGUCAUCUUUAAGGAUAGGGUCACACAUGCCAUUUUUUUACUGCCUUUGUGCUGCUGUGUAUUUUCCUGCCAAUUGAAGUCAAUGGGUAACAAAACUGGCUUCCUAUUUUCACUUCAAUGGGUACGACAAUGCAUAAAUAAGCAGCAAAAUACGGCACAUGUGACCCUACCCUAAAGGGAAUCAAUUACUUAGAAAAUGCAGUCCAGUCUGUAGGCAUCAUGUUAUAGAUCAGGAAGAGCUGUUCAGAAUGAUAUAGGGGGAGAUUUAUCAAAACGUGUACAGAGGAAAAGUUUACCAGUUGCCCAUAGCAACCAAUCAGAUUGCUUCUUUUUUGAAAAGGCCUCUGCAAUCUGAUUGGUUGCUAUGGGCAACUGGUCAAUUUUUCCUCUGCUCAAGUUUUGAUAAAUCUCCCUCAUAUAGUUUUGUGGGGAAACUUACAGAAUAACUUAUCAUGUAUUCGUUUAAUCUCUGCUCACUCAGGGCUAAGUAGUCAUGUUGGCAGUGCUACCCAGUGAUUUAACAGCUCUCUAUGUGCUGACAGCUGUCAAUCACUGAGUAGCCCCGCCCAUUUGACUAUUUAGUCCAGAAUGAGCAGACGUUUACAUGAGUAAAUGACAAGUUAUCUGGGAACCUUUUCCACAAAACUAUAUAUCAAUCUAUUUAGCUCCUCCUGCUCAGUAACAUAAUGCAAUAGCGCUUAAACAACACGCACUUUUUAGGCUAAAAUUUUUAGCCUAAAGUCUACCUGCGUGUUAUACACCGAUAAGCCGCUGCAGUUCAAUGAUUUAAAGCGGGCGCUUUAAAUCAAUGAACUGCAGCGGCUUUGCAGGUGCAGAGACCUGCCGGCUUCUCUGCCCCUGCCUGUCCUGGGGUCUAGAGCCCUGCUGCCGGCCCUUCUCUCCCCCUGACUAUCGGUGCCGAUAGCCAGGGGGAGAGAAGCGGCGCCGGCAAUCAGGGGGAGAGAAGGGGCAGCGGCACCCAUUGCCGGCGCCGCUUCUCUCCCCUGGCUAUUGGUGCCAGGAACGCGGACCCGACCCCGGCAACAGGUAAUUAUACAACCGGGGAUGGGGGAGGCAGCGGCGCUGGCAAUUGGUGCCGCUGCCCCGUUGCCUCCCCCUGGCUAUCGGCGCCGCUGCCCCAUUGCUGGUGCCGCUUCUCUCCCCCUGGCUAUUGGCGCCGGCAAUGGGGCGCCGACACCGAUAGUCAGGGGGAGAGAACGGGCAGCGGUGCAGAUAGCCAGCGGGAGGGAAGCGGCGGCAGCAGGGCUCUAGACCCCAGGAGGCAGGGGGAGUGAAGCAGGCAGCGACGGCCUCUCUCCCCCUGCCUUUCCUGGGGGUGCAUCGGGGUAUACGCAUGCACACACACACCCUCAUUUUACCAAGGAUAUUUGGGUAAAAAACUUUUUUUACCCAAAUAUCCUUGGUAAAGUGAGGGUUCGUGUUAUAGGCCGGUGCGUGGUAUACCCCGAUAAAUACGGUAAUCAGUAAUGAUUGAAAAAAUAUUAUUUAAAAAAAUACAAAUAAACUUCUCCCAUAAUAAUAAUAACAACAAAAA
Messenger RNA from Hyla sarda, 3285 nucleotides. It is a transcript of the gene AEN, whose product is annotated as apoptosis enhancing nuclease. Lineage: Eukaryota; Metazoa; Chordata; Amphibia; Anura; Hylidae. Gene Ontology annotation, cellular component: nucleus. The coding region runs from base 256 to 1305 and encodes 349 amino acids. Gene Ontology annotation, molecular function: exonuclease activity; nucleic acid binding. The transcript is spliced from 4 exons. The record is from RefSeq and is a predicted model, not a curated record.